UCAGUCUGAGAAUGACAAAGCUGGCGAGCGGUUGAUCGCGCGCUCCAAAAAUCGAUUCAUUCCGAGAUUCGCUGGCUGGAGUCCGCUGCAGCAGCUGCAACCUGGUUCCAAUUUGUAUAUAUUUCUUGAUUCAAAGCCCAGUUGUUGCACAAUCGAACGGGUUCAUCGGGCGUAUACGCAACGUAGCGCAGCGCGUUAAUAAAUUGCGCAUACGUCACGGUGGCGAGAUUAUUGAACUGCUGGCCAGUUAUCGUACGACACUCCACACUCCACAAUCGACACUCCACGGUUGACAACGCCAAAUUGGCAGCGGCAGGUGUGACACCUGCUAAGAAGUGUUUAACUAAAUAUGGGUUACGACGACGUCAUCACUCACUUGGGCGAAUUUGGCCCUUAUCAGAAGAGGAUUUACUACCUGCUCUGUUUGCCGGCGAUUGUCUGCGCUUUUCACAAGUUGGCGGGCGUUUUCCUGCUGGCAAAACCGGACUUUCGCUGCGUUCUGCCCUUCGAGAAUGGCAGUAGCUAUGAGCUGGAACCCCGCCUAUGGAAUUUAUCUUAUCCUGCGGACGAGAGGUGCGCCUACUACGAUGUGGAGUACAGUGAGGCCUACUUGAAUGGCAGCCUUCCGAGGAGAAGCAAUGAAACCAAGACCUGUUCCUCCUACGUUUACGAUCAGAGCAAGUACCUGAAUAGCGCCGUGACCGAAUGGGAUAUGGUUUGCAGUCGGAGUCUGCUGAGUGCCACCAGUGACUCGCUCUUCAUGUUGGGCGUGCUCCUUGGAAGCUUCAUCUUUGGCCAGAUGUCCGAUAAACUCGGUCGCAAGCCCACCUUCUUCGCCUCACUGGUGCUCCAAUUGAUCUUUGGCGUAGUGGCCGCCGUAUCUCCGGAGUACUUCAGUUACACCAUCUCUCGGUUGAUUGUGGGUGCCACCACUUCGGGAGUUUUCCUGGUGGCCUACGUGAUCGCCUUGGAAAUGGUGGGCUCAUCGUAUCGCCUAUUUGCGGGCGUGGCCAUGCAGAUAUUCUUCUCCAUUGGAUUCGUACUCACCGCUGGAUUUGCCUACUUCAUCCAUGAUUGGAGGUGGUUGCAGAUUGCUCUUACUCUACCGGGAUUGCUAUUCCUUUGCUACUAUUGGAUCAUCCCGGAAUCUGCGCGAUGGCUUCUGCUGAAGGGUCGCCAGGAGGAGGCCUUCGUUAUCAUCGAGAAGGCGGCAAAGGAGAACAAGGUGAAGAUACCCAACGAGAUCUACGAUCAGCUGGUGGAGGAGGUGGCCGAAAAGAAGCGACAGGAUGCCCUGACUGCAUCUCAACCGGCAGCCACAGUCUUCGAUCUCCUGCGAUAUCCGAAUCUCCGGAGGAAAACCCUCUUGAUUUUUUUCGAUUGGUUUGUGAACAGUGGUGUGUACUAUGGACUCUCGUGGAACACCAACAAUCUCGGUGGCAAUCAGCUGGUUAACUUCUCGAUCUCUGGCGCUGUGGAGAUUCCCGCCUCCGUGCUGCUCCUCUUCACCUUGAAUCGCUGGGGUCGUCGCUCCAUUUUGUGUGGCACCAUGUUGAUUGCGGGAACCAGUUUGCUGGCCACCAUCUUCGUGCCGAGUGACAUGAACUGGCUGAUCAUCACCUUGGCCAUGGUUGGCAAGCUGGCCAUUACUUCGUCGUAUGGAACCAUCUACAUCUUCUCGGCGGAACAAUUCCCCACUGUGGUGAGGAAUGUGGGUCUGGGUGCUUCAUCCAUGGUGGCCCGAGUGGGUGGCAUCCUGGCUCCCUAUCUCAAGUUGCUGGGUGAGAUUUGGCGACCUCUGCCGCUGAUCAUCUGCGGAGCUCUGGCUUUCACCGCUGGAUUGCUAUCGCUUCUCCUCCCGGAAACUCUGAACAAACCCAUGCCAGAAACCAUCGAAGAUGGUGAGAAUUUCGGCAAGAAGAUGGCACCCCAGGAAUCAUCCGAACUCUCCGGAAUGCUCAAUGGAAAGUCGAGCUAAUUGUGGAGUCCGGAUUGCGCGACUCAGAGCCACUUGUCUCAAUCUAAACUGAUGGCCUCAAUUGGCUUGCGCGCUGGUCACUUCAACGAAUUUAAGCAUUCUGCGCACUCUCAUUUCCCCCAAGAGAGUUUUCCAUUCCAUUUUUAUUCUCAACUCUGUUUGGUUUACCCUUACAGGCGACAAUUUACAAUAAAAGACAAGUAAACAAAAAAUGGUAA
Messenger RNA from Drosophila ficusphila, 2196 nucleotides. It is a transcript of the gene Orct, whose product is annotated as organic cation transporter protein. Lineage: Eukaryota; Metazoa; Arthropoda; Insecta; Diptera; Drosophilidae. The transcript has a single exon. The coding region runs from base 350 to 1978 and encodes 542 amino acids. Gene Ontology annotation, biological process: transmembrane transport. Gene Ontology annotation, cellular component: membrane. Gene Ontology annotation, molecular function: transmembrane transporter activity. The record is from RefSeq and is a predicted model, not a curated record.